GCUCUCCGCAGGGACCAGCCUUGACUUCUACACAUAUUCCAAAUAUUAAACCCUUAUUCUAGGUACCUCGAGGUUGUUCUCAACACAUUUUCCGUCCUCCUGCCUCACUAUUGUGCCUUGCUCAGCACAUCGUGACCCCGUUUCGCAUAACGCACACAAUGUCCCCUUCCCGUUCGCAACUACUUACAUCCGCGACAGGACUAUGCAACGCUUUUGCGUCUGCUGCACCUCUCGAUGAACUGCUUUCUCACUUCUCUACCACUCACCAUGUCACUGCGAAAGAACACGGGGAGCCCUUUCUUGCUCCUUUCAUAGGUCGUCAAUUCAGCGGUCUUAGGGGCCGAGAUUCCUUGGAGACAUACUUCGGUCUCUUAGAAAAGUACCUUACCUUUGAGGACAUGAGCUUUGGCGAAUGGGUCAUCGACCCAGAGUCUCGCAAGGUUAGCUGUAAAGGAAGGGCUAGGUUCAAGUGGAUAGAGGGAGAAGGGAAUGGUCAAUGGUGGGAUGAGCAGUUCGCAUACAUCCUGGACUUUGACCAGGAUGCGAAGGUGACAGACUAUCAAGUAUGGUCAGAUUCUGGAGCAGCAUAUUUGGCUAGGAUAGGAAAGCUAAAUGACAUGCGGAAGCACUACGAGAAAGAGCAGAUUUCAUGAACUACAAAUUUUAGGACAAGAAGAAGCAUCCAUCUACAAUUUAAAUUACUGUAUCUCAUUCCAGGAAUACACGGCAGUCUACCUU
Messenger RNA from Somion occarium, 738 nucleotides. The record is from the annotation of a GenBank genome assembly. NCBI's taxonomy places the organism in Eukaryota, Fungi, Basidiomycota, Agaricomycetes, Polyporales, Cerrenaceae.